Piliocolobus tephrosceles (Ugandan red Colobus) is the source of this 3877-nucleotide messenger RNA. It is a transcript of the gene TMEM201, whose product is annotated as transmembrane protein 201. Lineage: Eukaryota; Metazoa; Chordata; Mammalia; Primates; Cercopithecidae. Gene Ontology annotation, biological process: nuclear migration along microtubule. The record is from RefSeq and is a predicted model, not a curated record. The transcript is spliced from 11 exons. The coding region runs from base 255 to 2147 and encodes 630 amino acids. Gene Ontology annotation, cellular component: nuclear inner membrane. Gene Ontology annotation, molecular function: actin filament binding; lamin binding.
GUCAUGGUGUGGCAUUGGGUCCCUUGCUGUUGAUUGGGCCGAGAAGGGCCAGCCUUUCCCAGGAUGCUUUCAGAUGUCCUCACAGAGCACUGGGUUUCACCUGGAGGUCAUAAAUUGGCCAUUGUCACGAUUCAGAAGCCAGACCAACCUACCAAGAAGUUGAGCCUUCCUCUGAGAAGGAGAGUGCUGUGACAGCGAGGAACCAAACAUUGACUCCGGCUGCAUUGUGGAUUUUGAAUGACCCUCGGGAGGGCAUGAUGAAGCCAACGCACACGAUGGUCAACUGCUGGUUCUGCAACCAGGAUACGCUGGUGCCCUAUGGGAACCGCAACUGCUGGGACUGUCCCCACUGCGAGCAGUAUAACGGCUUCCAGGAGAAUGGCGACUACAACAAGCCGAUCCCCGCCCAGUACAUGGAGCACCUGAACCAUGUGGUGAGCAGCGCGCCCAGCCUGCGCGACCCCUCGCAGCCGCAGCAGUGGGUGAGCAGCCAAGUCCUGCUGUGCAAGAGGUGCAACCACCACCAGACCACCAAGAUCAAGCAGCUGGCCGCCUUCGCUCCCCGUGAGGAGGGCAGGUAUGACGAGGAGGUCGAGGUGUACCGGCAUCACCUGGAGCAGAUGUACAAGCUGUGCCGGCCAUGCCAAGCAGCCGUGGAGUACUACAUCAAGCACCAGAACCGCCAGCUGCGCGCCCUGCUGCUCAGCCACCAGUUCAAGCGCCGGGAGGCCGACCAGACCCAUGCACAGAGCUUCUGCUCCUCCACCGUGAAGUCCCCGGUCCAGGUCAUCCUGCUCCGUGCCCUCGCCUUCCUGGCCUGCGCCUUCCUACUGACCACCACACUGUAUGGGGCCAGCGACCCCUUCGCCCCGGGCACCACUGUGCCCCUGGCCCUGCCACCUGGUGGCAAUGGCUCAGCCACACCUGACAAUGGCACUGCCCCUGGGGCCGAGGGCUGGCGGCAGCUGCUGGGCCUGCUCCCCGAGCACAUGGCGGAGAAGCUGUGGGAGGCCUGGGCCUUCGGGCAGAGCCACCAGACGGGCAUCGUGGCACUGGGCCUGCUCACCUGCUUGCUGGCAAUGCUGCUGGCUGGCCGCAUCAGGCUCCGGAGGAUCGACGCCUUCUGCACCUGCCUGUGGGCCCUGCUGCUGGGGCUGCACCUGGCUGAGCAGCACCUGCAGGCCACCCCGCCCAGCUGGCUGGACACGCUCAAGUUCAGCACCACAUCUUUGUGCUGCCUGGUUGGCUUCACAGCGGCUGUGGCCACAAGGAAGGCGACGGGCCCGCGGAGGUUCCGGCCCCGAAGGUUCUUCCCAGGAGACUCUGCCGGCCUCUUCCCCACCAGCCCCAGCCUGGCCAUCCCUCACCCAAGUGUCGGAGGCUCUCCAGCGUCUCUGUUCAUCCCCAGCCCGCCCAGCUUCCUGCCCCUUGCCAACCAGCAGCUCUUCCAGUCUCCUCGACGGGCCUCACCCUCCUCAUUGCCCGGCCGCCUCAGCCGGGCUCUCUCUCUGGGAACCAUACCCUCUCUGACUCGAGCAGACUCAGGCUAUCUGUUCAGCGGUAGCCGCCCACCGUCUCAGAUGUCUCGAUCUGGGGAGUUUCCCAUUUCAGAUUACUUUUCUCUGCUGUCAGGGAGCUGCCCCUCCUCCCCACUCCCUUCCCCAGCCCCCUCCGUGGCUGGCUCGGUGGCCUCCAGCUCCGGCUCUCUGCGCCACCGCAGGCCCCUCAUCAGCCCUGCCCGGCUCAACCUGAAGGGACAGAAGCUGCUGCUGUUCCCGUCACCCCCUGGAGAGGCCCCCACCACGCCCAGCAGCUCGGAUGAGCACUCGCCUCACAACGGCAGCCUCUUCACCAUGGAGCCGCCCAAGGUUCCCCGGAAGCCGCCCCUGCAGGACGUGACGCACGCCCUGGACCUGAGAUCCAAGCUGGAAAGAGGCAGUGCCUGCAGCAACCACUCCAUCAAGAAAGAGGACGACUCUUCCCAGUCAUCCACCUGUGUGGUAGACACCACCACCAGGGGCUGCUCGGAGGAGGCUGCCACUUGGAGAGGUCGUUUUGGCCCCUCCCUGGUCCGGGGCCUCCUGGCCGUGAGCUUGGCCGCCAAUGCCCUCUUCACCUCGGCGUUUCUGUACCAGAGCCUGCGCUGACCCACUAUUGGAGCCCCUCGGAGGGGAGCAACCCGGUGCCUGCUGCUUCACCACUGCCGGCCUCAGGACCCUCCCUGGAGGGGCUGCCGCCUCUGCCCUCAUCUCCAGGGCCUUGACCUCACUGGACUGUGACUGUCCUCAGGACACCUGCCCCUCCUCACCUAACGGACUGCAGGGCUGAGUGUGUGUCUGGGAUCACACUCUCUGCCGCCCACCUCCUUGGCUGACAUCGGCUGUGUUUGGUGCUGACACUCUGAUCCCGGAGCCAGGGAGCCCCAAGGGGCUGCAUGACCCUGGGGUGCCCCACACCGUUCAGCCCUGCCUGGCAGGGAUGCCAGUACUACUGUAACUGCAGCAGGAGCUGCCCGGCCUGCCUUCCGGCCCCACGCCCACAGGCAUGGUCACAUCUUUGUACUGUACUCCCGUCCCACCUGGGGCGACCUCAGAGCCCCACUAAGCUGAAGGCCCCCUGGGGGAGAGGGAAGCAUGGUCCUUGUCAUCUGCCCUGUCUUGCCCCUUCUUGUGGAGUGGGCAGAAGGGUGCCCGGGAUCCUCAGAGCUCCCAGGUCUGAGCAGCCAAACGCCCAGCGCAAGCCCCUGCUCCACCCUCCCCAGCCAGAUACCCCCCGCUUUGUGACCUCUGUUGACCUUCCAGGAAGCAGUCCCAUUACCCUGAGAACGCAGAGAGCCCUGGCCCGCCUCGCCCUGUGUUUCCAGGGCUGCACGUCUGGUCCUUAAGCUGCGCGUGGAACUGCAGGGCAGGCUGACGGGGGCCUUCAGAUCUCAGAUGAGACUGCACCCCUUCGCUCACCCUACUGGGUGCCUGCCUCCCUUCAGCCCCUGAGAAUCCCAUCUUCCCCUGGUUCUCCUGCCCACUCCCCUGCUGGGGCUCCUUCCUGGCACUGAGGAGGGGCCCUCCCAAUGCUGUGAGGCAGAGAGGAGGGACUGUGCACCUGUGGCCAUCAGAGCCCCCCCGCCGUCCUGCCCUGGGCCUCGGACACGGGCCUGGGGCAGCGCGUGUCUGCCGGUCGUGUGCUUUUGCCAGUUGGAGAAGAAUCAGCUGCCUCAGUGGAUUCUGAGACUCACUGUGGGGCGGGAGGAAGGGUCUUCACUCUGCCAUUCAGGGAUAAAGUUUAAUUUUAUUUUUCUACACAUUUUGCCAGGUCAGGCAUUUUGCUAGUAAGCAGGAUGCCCCCAACUCUCCCUGCCAUGGAGGAUUCAUUUUUUUAAGCUUUGGGUGCUUUUUUAAUACUUUUUUUUAACGUGGGGAAGGAGCUUGCUCUGACAUCACCCUCCUCUCCCCUGACUCCUGUCCUGAGAGCUGUGGAUGCUGCCUCCUGCCCUGCCUACCCCUGAAACAUGGGGGACGGGCCCCAGGACAGCGUCAGGACCUUUGAGUCCAGCUGCCCGCAAUGGUUCCAACUCAGAGGCAGCGCCUCACGGUCCCCAUUUUUGUAUAGUGGGCGUGUGUGUUGAGGUUUUUUAUUUUUUGCUUAACAAAACCAAACUCCAUUCCCAAAUGCCCUUCCUCUCUGGCUCUGAGGGCGCUCCUUUCUCUCAGCCAGGCAGCCUGGCCUCUCCUGCCCAGACCUGUGGUCCCAGCAUCCCCCAGAGCCAGGGUACAGGCCCGGCGGGAGGGGGUUUUAUGUUUUGUUUCAGACAGAAAACACAACCUUAUUUUUCUUUACAAAAGCAAAAAAGGAAACCAAAAACGAUACGGCCUUUGAAUGA